This is a messenger RNA of Monodelphis domestica (gray short-tailed opossum), 6264 nucleotides long. It is a transcript of the gene VN2R510, whose product is annotated as vomeronasal 2 receptor 510. Gene Ontology annotation, cellular component: plasma membrane. The record is from RefSeq and is a predicted model, not a curated record. Gene Ontology annotation, molecular function: G protein-coupled receptor activity. Gene Ontology annotation, biological process: G protein-coupled receptor signaling pathway. NCBI's taxonomy places the organism in Eukaryota, Metazoa, Chordata, Mammalia, Didelphimorphia, Didelphidae.
CUGUUGAGGAGAUCAACAGGAAUCCCAACCUGUUGCCCAACCUCACGCUGGGCUUCCACCUCUACAACGCCUACCACAGCGACGCCAGGACCUUGGAGAGCUCCCUGCGGUGGCUGUCUGGGCAGGGCCAGCUCAUCCCCAACUACAGCUGCUGGGGCCAGGACAAGACUGUGGCUGUCAUUGGAGGAGGCACGUCGGCUCUGUCUGUCCAGAUGGGCCCCCUGCUCGAGCUCUACAGGUAUCCCCAGAUCAGCUAUGGUCCAUUUGAUUUUAGUCUUCGUGACAAGGUCCAAUUUCCUUCCCUCUACCAGCUGGCCCCCAAAGACUCUUCUCUUCACAAAGGUGUCGUCCUACUAAUUGUAUAUUUUGAGUGGAACUGGAUAGGCCUGAUUGCCACAGAUGAUAUGAGAGGUGAGGAGUUCCUCUGGGAAAUGAGAGAGGAAAUGGGGAAGAAUAGAGUUUGUGUGUCCUUCACAGAGAAGAUACCCGUCAGUGAGAGACGACACACAGAAUCACAGGAGACUUUCAUGCCCAGGAUCCUGAUAUCGUCAACUAUGGUGAUUGUCAUCCACGGUGACACAGAUUCAUUAAUGAUUCUGAGGUACUCCGAUGCUCCUAUAUUCCUAACACAGAAGGUAUGGAUUGCCACGUCUCAAUGGGACAUUACCAUGAGGCCUCUUUAUCGUUUUGGCCAAAAUUUCCAUGGAGCUCUCACGUUUUCAUACUUGGUGAGUGAAAUUCCUGGGUUCAAAGCUUUUCUCAAGACAGUAACACCUUCAAAAUAUCUAGAUGACAUUUUACUUAAGGGAUUCUGGGUCUCAGCGUUUAGAUGUCCAGAUCAAGCAGAAAACCCAGAGCAAGACAUAUGUUUCCCAAACGCUUCCUUGGAGACUUUGCCUCUGUGCUCCUUUGAUAUGAACAUGUCUGGCUUGAGUUACACCAUCUACAACGCCAUCUAUGCUGUGGCUUGGGCUCUGCAUGAAAUGCUUAGGAAAAAAUUGGAGAAAAGUUCAGUGGGCGAUGAAAAAUAUUUGAUACUUCAUUCUUGGCAGCUUCACUCCUCCCUGAAGAACACGAAAUUUAACAAUAGUGCUGGCGACCCAGUGUUCGUGAAUGAGAAUAGAAGCUCGGAGGCUCAAUAUACCAUUAUGAACUAUGUGUGGUUUCCUAAUGAGACAGAAGCUCUGGUGAAAGUGGGCCAGUUUGUCCCUCAGUCUCCACAUGGCCAAGAUUUCACCAUCUGUAAGGAUGCCAUAGUGUGGGGCUGGGGACAUUCCAAGGUUCCCUGUGGAGUAUGCAGUGACAGCUGUGGUCCUGGAUUCAGGAAGACCCCUUUGGAAGGGAAGGCUGCCUGCUGCUUUGACUGUACCCCAUGUCCGGAACAGGAGAUCUCCAGUCAAAUGAAUGCAGAGAGGUGUACAAAGUGUUCAGAGGUUGAGUAUCCGAACAAGCAGAGAGACCACUGCCUUUCCAAGGUUGUGACCUUCCUGAAUAUGAAAGAACCUUUGGGCAAGAUGUUGGCCUUGAUGGCUGUUUCCUUCUCCUUACUGACUGCUCUGGUUCUGGGGGUCUUUGUGAAGUUCCGAGACACCCCCAUAGUCAAAGCCAAUAACCGGACUCUCAGCUAUACUCUCCUCGUCUCCCUCAUCUUCUGCUUCCUCUGCUCCCUUCUCUUCAUAGGCCAGCCUACCACCGCCACUUGUCUCCUCCAACAAACAGUGUUUGCAGUUGUCUUCACGGUGGCUGUUUCUUCCAUUUUGGCCAAAACCAUGAUAGUGGUUCUGGCUUUUAGGGGUGUUAGACCAGGGAGCAGGAUUCGCACAUUCCUACGUCCUAGAGUGUCCAACUAUGUUGUCCUCCUCUGCUCAGGGAUUCAGGUGAUUUUCUGUGGCACCUGGCUGGGCACCUCUCCCCCCUUCCCAGAGGCUGACACUCACUCUGAAUAUGGUUACAUCAUCAUCAGAUGUAAUGAGGGCUCUGUCCUUGCCUUCUACUGUGUCCUGGGCUACAUGGCCCUUCUGGCCCUGGGAAGCUUCACGGUGGCUUUUCUGGCCAGGAACCUGCCUGACACCUUCAAUGAGACGAAGCUCAUCACCCUCAGCAUGCUGGUGUUCUGCAGUGUCUGGACCACUUUUCUGCUCACCUAUCAGAGCACCAAAGGGAAGGCCAUGGUGACUGUGGAGAUCUUCUCCAUCUUGGUCUCCAGUGUGGGGUUGCUGGGAUGCAUUUUUAUUCCCAAAUGUUAUGUGAUCCUCCUGAAGGCAGAGAGGAACACCCUGGAACAGGUCAAGAAUAAAGGAGAUUCUGGAGGCAAGAUUUUAUGUGAAGCAAGACCUUAUACAUCCAGUUUUGGAAAUAAUAGGCUUAAAUAAUAGCCCACACAAAUCUAGCAAAAUAAUUAGUAGAUUGUGGCAUUCUCUCUGGGUGCCAUGUCAAAUUCUGUUCAUGUGGGUGGAUGGAUUCCCAGCAGGGUACAACUGACUACUACUGUUUUAAGGGUUUGCUAUUAAAUUCUCUAGAUUCUGCUACCAAUGAAGCAGGUAAAUUUGGGAACUUCUGGUUCUUCGUUUCAUCCUUUGAACAGUGAGGGAGUGGGGGACCAAGAGUAUUGAUGAAACUCUCUCAUCUCCCAUAACCAGUGUGAAUUCUCCACAAGGAUUGCUUCUUUCCAGGAUUCCACAACUGAAGCACAUCUUAAAUGGUUGAAGUCCUGGAACUUUGGUUUGUAAUCCAUUGUUCCACAAGGCAUGACUAAUUUUAUUCAACCAAUUGCAACCUAUGUUCUUUUUGGGUCAUCUGCUUCCAUCCUCUGACCUGAGGGAAUUGAGUAGAACACACUGACUCCAUCUUGUGACUCAAUUCUGGAUCUCGCUCAGUUCCCUUUCUAUUCAACUAUGAGUCUAGUCCAAUUUCUGUCUUGUGAGAAAAAUUUUAAAACAUUAUGGAACUUUUGCAUUGGUUUUAACCUCUCCCUUCAUGACUGGGAAGCUGGACCACCUCUACCAGCAUCUUAGAGACUUUUAACUAAGGACUUGGCUUAUGCUGACCAGAGACUGGGUGAGAUCCAAAGAUUGUUUCAAGGAGUUUUCUCAUAAUUCUACACCUCAUACAACCUAUAUGUGUUACCUGAAAACUGGGCCCAUACUAUUAAGUCAGAUAUUAUUUUCAUGUUCUUUUCAUUGAAUACAGAUUUUGGGAGAUAAAUCAGAUGCUUCACGUCUGUGUAUUAUUAAUACUGUAGCAUACCAGGUACGUUAGCAUCUGGGAAGUAUGACUGAUGUAUUAUAUGUAUUCAUUUACCAGACACAUGGUCAGAUUACGUGAUGGUCAUUGUAGGGAAAGGGACAGUCCGAAGUUCUAGCAUAGGACGGGCAAAUUCCUGGGCUGGGCCUUGACAGCCACCUGCCUACAUUCAUCUGCAAAGCACGGGCUGGAUUAAUCUCCACCUCUUUGAUCUCGUCAUUGUCAAUUCAACCAAUGUUAAGACCUUUGCCAUGUUACGCAUUGGUCAAUCUCCUCCCAAUCCACAUUCCUAAAACCUCCAAUAAAUACUGGGGAACCAGCUCUAAUCUCUCUCUUGCUUCCCUGGAUCUUCGGAGUCUCUCUGCCUUCACCUUUUCCUGCUGAUCUUUAGCUUUCCUCGCGAUGCUCUCGCCCCAUGCCUCCUAUUAAUGCUCAGACUCUCUUGUCUAUAGGAGACAUCAAGGAGUUCUUACUCCCCACGUGUUUUCUUAUUUAUCCCGUUUCCCUUUAAUUAAUAAUACAAGGGAAAACAUUAAGGAGAUAGCGCCUCUCCCCAUUCUUUUUAACCUUUUGUCUUGGAGUCAUUAUUAUUCACCUAUUUCCUUCAGUCUCCCUUCUCUUUCUCAAGUUAUAACACACAGGUAAAAUUAUAAAACACCCACAGGCAGGUUGUUAUAGAUACUAUUUUCAGGAUCAGAAUCAGAGGAAGAAUGAAAAGCACCAGAAGAAAUGAAAUGGAUGAUUAUUUUAUAGAGAAGAUAUAAUUGAUCAUUGAUGUCAGUGAGAUAAACUAUUUAGACCAAAGACAAAGGUCAGAAUUGUAUGAAAAGAAAGGACAAAAUUGAAACAACUCAACUCGCUGUUGUUCUCGUCAGUCUUACAAAGAGAAUGAUCCUUGGCCUGAAAAGAUUUUGUAGUAUAAGAAGAAAACAGCCCUUUGGAAUUUAAUAUUUAAUAUGUACUCAAAGGAUUCCAUAAGUCAUGUAACAAAAAGCUGGAGGAUGAGCCCUUUUCUCAGGUUUUCACAGCCUCUCAGACAUCUCCAGAAUAAGAAUAAUGGUCAAGAGGCAGAGCAAUGUCAGCUGCCCUCAGGACUAAGACUAGGAAAAAUAUAAUGAGGCACAAAGCAGAAAAAAGAUCAAGAAAUAGGGCUGAUCCUGCCUCCCUAACAUGUUUACUCAGCACCCUCUCCUUACCAUUUCACAUGUGGAUAUUGUAGGAUCCAAAUGAGCUUGGCCAGAGUCUGGAGAAAAAGAGGGAAAUGGGGCAGGACAGGUGGCUGUGCUUUCAACAGAACUUAACUCCACAUUGCAACCCUUUCUUUUUCUAGUUAUUUCUGAGAUCCAAAUUCCAUAAACUAGUGUAGGAAGUACGUUAGGGAUAGAGUACCAAAAAGUUGCUGAGGUUUGGACAGCAAUUUGGGGGCACAUUGUUCUGUUAGAUCAGAGACCUGAGGAACCUAGAAAAUAGGAAAUGAGAAUAUGGAUGGGUUUGUGGCUAUGCCAAACCUGAGGGAAAGUGACCACUUUUACCUGAGGCCAGUUCUGACUUCCUGAGCCUCAGCCAGGGGGAGAGAGUCUCAAGAAGAUGUGCCUUACCUUACCUGGAGGCUUCAUGCCUUCUGAAAGGCAGGGCCACUAAGUCAGCUUUUCACUCACCAAUGAUGACAGUCUAAAAGAAGUCUGGGUGUCUGUAUUCUGGUCUCUUCUCUGAGUCUGCCUGAAUGUCCGAACGAAUCUUUGAAUCUCCAAAUGUCCAUCUUCUCUUCAGCUCCAAGUGACUGAUCCUUCACUCCAAGCCUGGGUGACUGACUGUCCUCUUCUGGCCUUUACAAUCCUCUUUUUAAAGAUCUUUUUCUCUUGUCACCUCCGUUAAAUUUUCACAUCUACCAAUCACAGUAGAUGCUUUUCUCUAGGACUGCCCUUUUUUAGUUCUUAUCUUCUUUGGUUAGAUUUUCUCCAGGACUGUCCAUCCUUUAGUUCUCAUCUUCUCUGGUUAGAUUGUAUCUUUUGGGGUUACUUAACACCUCUUUUGUUAAAUUCACCUUUUGUAGUUACUUAAGAUUUUUUGUAGUUAAAAUCUAAAAACAGAUUGUAGCUUACAAUUCUAGCUUCACUAUAAAGGAAGAGCUAAGUAUCUUCCUUGUUACGAUCAGGAGAUUAGCUAAAUCCAAUCUUCACAAUUCCCCCUGAUGAUCAUUAGGAGACUAGUCUCCCCAUUGAUCAUUUAACAUAAUUGUCUUGUAGUCCUAAAAACAUUUCUAACUACAGAUGUAUACAAGAUUUCAAUUUCUAAGAGGAAAUUACAAUAGUUAGAGAUAAAUAGAAAAGAGAGAAAGCAAAACCAAUGUUUUACUAGACUCAUUGACAAAAAGCCAAAAUUAGGGGGAAGUCCCCUUUGGCAUAAAAGUGUACAUUUACAAUAAAUGUUCAAAAAUCCCCUUCUGUUCAGUCGAUUGCACCCAAAAGUUCAUUCUGGGUCUUCUUGAUGCAGUGUAGGUUUCUGCAAGCAUCUUUUUUCAAAGAGUUCAUUCUUUGGAUUCAAGGAGUUAGCAAACUCGUUUCCCUGAAAUUCUUCUCAAACAAAAUUUUAAAUAUUGGAUUUUUAAUAAAAAUAUAAUACAAUCCCCCCUGAAGAGGGUGUUCAUUAACACCUAAUUAACUCAAAAUGGUUGAAUUAUGGGUGUAUGCAUCAAUUUUUAAAAGAAAAAAUCAAGGACAGAGACCAAGGAAUUGGAAAUGCAAAUAAAAAAAACUUGAGAAUGAACAAAUUAAAAACCCCCAGAAGAAAACCAUACUAGAGAUCCUAAAAAUUAAGGGAGAAAUUAAUAAAAUAGAAAGUGACAGAACUAUUGAGCUAAUAAACAAGACUAGAAGCUGGUACUUUGAAAAAACAGACAAAAUAGACAAAGUACUGGUUAAUUUAAUUAAAAAAAGGAAAGAAGAAAGGCAAAUUAAUAGCAUCAAGGAUGAAAAGGGGGAUCUCACCUCAAAUGAAGAGGAAAUUAAGGCAAUCAUUAAA